Molecule: messenger RNA, 1047 nt
Organism: Amphiprion ocellaris (clown anemonefish)
Lineage: Eukaryota; Metazoa; Chordata; Actinopteri; Pomacentridae
Product: C4b-binding protein-like
Exons: 5
Coding region: 88-888 (266 amino acids)
Source: RefSeq, a predicted model, not a curated record
AUGUUGUGACCCUCUGUACUCCAUCAGAGCUGGAGCUGUUAGCAAACAAACAGAAAUUCUCCUCAGGAAACAAGCACUGACAAGAGAAUGAAGCUGUCUUUAACCCUCCUGUUUCUCCAGCUGUGGGGGAACAUGGAACUCUCUUUGUCACAGAAUGCCCAACACUGUCCACUGAUUCAUGUGGACAGUAAUGUCCAGCUGAUUGGAGAUCCAGAAAGAGCAAACUAUGGCAGUGUAGUUCGUUUUAGAUGCAAGUCAAGCUUUGAAUUCCUGGAAGGGUCUGCAGAGAUGUAUUGUGAUGAAAAUGGGCAGUGGAUUGGGACGGAACCAAAAUGCACAGAUGGAAUAAAAUGUAGAGCCCCCGUGAUUGCAAAUGGUGUGGUGCUUGGAGAUGUCCAAAAGUACAAAGAACAUCAAGUCCUGCAUUAUCAGUGCGAUCCUCAAUACAAGCGUGCUGAAGAAAGACAAUCAAAAUGCACGAAAGUGGGAACAAAAGCAGAGUGGAGUCCCACACCUGCAUGUGAAUCAAUAAAAUGUGAAGUGAAACUGCCAGCACUUGAAGGAACACGAUACGAACCUGCUUUCAGAAAUGUGUUUUUACCUGGUGACACACUCAGAGUUCUCUGUGGAGAGAAACACUGGAUUGUGGACCAUCAGACCACCUCAGCAGAGACGACUUGUCAAAGUGAUGGAAAGUGGAGCAUCAGGCCACUCUGCCACGACAUCACUUGUAAAGUUGGUGUUCUGCAUCCUGGUCUCACUGUAACUGUACACGUUGGAGAAAAAUUGCAGUUUGACUGCAGCAGUGAGUUUCAGCUGGAUGGGUCUAAAGAAAUAGAGUGUUUACCAACUGGACAGUGGAGUGCUCCCAUCCCAACCUGCCUCUGAUGGUAUCUGUUGGUGUUAGCGGUACAUGUUCUGUCACCAUCCCAGCUUCAACUCCUGUGAUGAGUGGAAGAUAAUACAAUCUGUUCAUUAGUACCAACAGAAUAAAUGAAAAAUCUUUUGAGAAUUUUCUUACAAUGAAAUUAAAUGUAUAUCCACUGA